This is a messenger RNA of Capsicum annuum, 555 nucleotides long. RefSeq lists its product as uncharacterized. Gene Ontology annotation, biological process: DNA integration. The transcript has a single exon. Gene Ontology annotation, molecular function: nucleic acid binding. NCBI's taxonomy places the organism in Eukaryota, Viridiplantae, Streptophyta, Magnoliopsida, Solanales, Solanaceae. The record is from RefSeq and is a predicted model, not a curated record. The coding region runs from base 1 to 555 and encodes 184 amino acids.
AUGGAUUCUCUUUGGCCGUUUAUUGCUUGGGGCAUUGAUGUUAUUGGGCCCAUAGAGACUCCUGCGUCCAAUGGACAACGUUUUAUCUUAGUCGCUAUUGAUUACUUCACAAAGUGGGUUGAGGCCUCAACACAUAAGGUCGUAACAAAGGUGGUAGCAGAUUUUGUUCGCAACAAAUUAGUCUAUCGAUUUGGAAUUCCAGUGUCAAUCAUAACAGUUAAUGGAGCCAAUCUUAAUAGCGACCUAAUAAGAGAGAUUUGCGAAAGGUUUAAGAUCUAUCAUCAAAAUUCCACGGCGAAUCGACCACAAAUGAAUGGAGCAGUUGAAGCUGCAAACAAAAAUAUCAAGAGUAUCUUGAGGAAGAUAACGAGCGGUGAUAGGGAAUGGAAUGAGAAGUUGCCAUAUGCUCUACUUGGAUAUCGCACCACAAUCAUAACUUCUACUGGGGCAACUCCCUACAUGUUUGUUUAUGGGUCGGAAGCAGUGAUACCUGCGGAAGUAGAGAUACCUUCAUUGAGAGUCAUUCAGGAGGUUGGUCUAGACGACGCUGAAUAG